Molecule: messenger RNA, 2682 nt
Organism: Rotaria sordida
Lineage: Eukaryota; Metazoa; Rotifera; Eurotatoria; Philodinida; Philodinidae
Source: the annotation of a GenBank genome assembly
AUGAAAAUGAACAAUAUUUGUUUUCGUAUAAAAACUGUCCUUAGUAUUGUUAUUGUCCUUGUUACUAUUAUCAAUUGUGGUUAUUCGGCCAGUGUUUCAAAAAAAUAUGAUGAUCUCUUUACUAUUAAUGUUACUAUGAACAAUUAUGAAACAAAACAGGAAGAUGAAUAUGCAUAUGUUCAACAUAAAUUACCCGAUGAAGAAUUAUUUAUUGUUGGAUAUUCACCAUUGAUCAAUAUGAAUUCAGCUCAUCAUAUGCUUUCAUAUGCCUGUUCAGCACCCGGUUCGGAUAAACCAUUCUGGACUGGAUAUGGACCAUGUAGUGGUCAGCAAAUGAUUAUUCAUGGAUGGGCUCGAAAUGCACCUUCAUUUACACUACCUGAAGAUGUCGGUAUUCCUGUUGGACGUAAUACACCAUACAAAUAUAUUGUUAUUAAUAUUCAUUAUUUGUUAAUUUUGAAAAAUGAUAAUUCUGGAAAUCAAUUAAUUAUGACUCGAAAACCACGUAAAUAUCAUGCAGGUGUCUUAUUAAGUGGUACGGGUGCUAUCUAUCUACGACCAAAAACACAUACUAUUCGAACUCCUUUUUCAUGUGAAUAUAAUGGACCACCUAUUUCUAUCUUUGCUGCUCGUGUUCAUGCCCAUCAAUGGGCACGAGUUAAUUCGUUGUAUCGAGUACGUAAUGGAGAAAUUUCACAGGUUGUCAAAGGUGAUCCACAAUGGCCUCAAUCAUUCUAUCCACUUCCAUCAACUAUUGAAAUUCAAAAUAAGGAUUAUAUUGUUGGUCAAUGUGUCUAUGAUAAUAAUGAUGAUCGAAUUAUUACUGCCGGAUCAACGCACCACGAUGAAAUGUGUAACGUAUAUGUGAUGUAUUCAUAUGAUCCAAAACAUGACUUAUCUCCACCUCAAAUGUGUUGGGAUAAUGGAAUCAGCAGAAUGGCAAGUCUCAUUCCUCCAGAUAGUGAGAUUCCUCCUCUUAAACCAGCUGAUAUUAGUGGAACACAGAAUGGUCAUCAUGCUCAUGCUGAACAUGCAAUGAAUUCAUACACAGCAAAUGAUGAUCAAUCCUAUGAAGAUUAUCUAGAUGAAUUUGAAAAUAUACGUCAUCGUGAUAAAGGAAUAGAUAAUUUUGAUAUAAAUAAAAUUUUAUCACAUCUUGGUUUACCAGACUAUGAAUAUGUUGAUGCACAAAAUUAUGAUUAUUUAUUACCAAAUCAUUUAACAUAUGGAAAAGGACAAACAGUAAAAUUACAUAAUGCAAAAUUAAUGAGAUCUAAUUUGUAUAAAAGUGUCGAAAAUUGGCCUGAUAUUAAAUCACUACCAGCUCAACUUGGUCAAGUAGGUGGUAUUGCAUUAAAUAAUGCAAAUGAUGAACUUAUUGUAUUUCAUCGUGGUUCUCGAAAAUGGGAAUUUAAAUAUUUUAAUGGUUUUAAUUUUCGUAAUGAAGAUUAUGGUCCAAUUGAAGAAGAUGUUCUUAUUCAUAUUGAUACACGUACAGGACAAACAAAAUUUCGAUGGGGUUCGAAAAAAUUUUAUAUGCCACAUGGUUUAACAAUAGAUCAUGAAGGAAAUUUUUGGUUAACUGAUAUUGCUAUGCAUCAAGUUUUUAUGUUUAAACCAAAUGAUUUAAAUCAUUCAGCAUUAAUUGUUGGAGAAAUGUUUAAACCUGGUUCAGGACCUAAUCAACUUUGUCGACCAGCUGAUAUUGCUGUUAUGAAAAAUGGAGAUUUUUUUGUUGCCGAUGGCUAUUGCAAUAGUCGUAUUAUUAAAUUUAAUCGCAAAGGAGAAUAUAUCAUGGAAUGGGGUUCACCAAUGUCAGGAAAACUUGAUAGUGAUGGUUUUCCACUACCUAAUGAAUGGAAUAUUGUUCAUUCAAUAGCAUUAAAUGAAGAUGCACAAUUAUUAUGUGGUGCUGAUCGAGAAAAUUUUCGUAUUCAAUGUUUUAAUUCAAAUACAGGAGAAUUUCAACGACAAAUACGUGUAGAGAUAACAGAAAAGAUUGGUGCAAUUUAUGCUAUUGAAUUUGCACCAAAUACUAAUGGAACAAUUUUAUUUGCUGUUACUGGAGGAGCACAAACAUCAAAUAAAAAAGUUUAUAUGAUUGAUGCACAAAAAGGAGAAAUUUUAACAUCAUUUGAUUCAAAUCCACAUUUAAAUGCUCCACAUGAUAUUACUGUAUCAAUAAAUGCUCGUGAAAUUUAUGUUGGUGAAUUAGCAUCAUCACCUAAUAAUGCUUUACGUAAAUUUGAAUUAUCUAAGCAAAAAGAUCUUCCGACACAAACGUUUAUUAAACGAAUCAAUUUCAAUGAUAAAAAUUUUCGUAUUUCUUUAAUUAUAAUGGCUGCUUUUGCCAUUUCUGUUCUUGCUUCUGUGAUUAUUGGAUGUAUUAUUCGAAUAAAAAAUAAGCGUAAAAUUCAUCGUUUGAAUACAUUCCCCACUGAUGUGAAAAAUCGUGAUAUUAGCAAUGUUUCGUUUCUUGGUGAUUGGACGAAUCGACGAAAAGGUUUUGAAAAAUUAGAACAAUAUUCUGAUGGAGAAAAUGAACCAUUAGAUACAUCUAUUGCUGAUGAUCCAUGUAAUAAUUCUGGUGAUGACACAAUAACUACUACAAAAAAACAACAAGCAAUAAAAUUUAAUAAUAAAAAAAAUACUCUUAAACUUACAAUGGAUGAUAGCCUUUAA